Molecule: messenger RNA, 8939 nt
Organism: Rhinolophus ferrumequinum (greater horseshoe bat)
Lineage: Eukaryota; Metazoa; Chordata; Mammalia; Chiroptera; Rhinolophidae
Gene: STON2
Product: stonin 2
Exons: 8
Coding region: 341-3199 (952 amino acids)
Biological process (GO): regulation of endocytosis; synaptic vesicle endocytosis; clathrin-dependent endocytosis
Cellular component (GO): AP-2 adaptor complex; synaptic vesicle
Molecular function (GO): clathrin-cargo adaptor activity
Source: RefSeq, a predicted model, not a curated record
CAGGAGCCGGCGGCGGCGCUGCGACCCGGAGGGAGCGCAGCGAGAGCAGUGCGGCCGGGGUCCAAGGGGGGAGCCCGGCGCCAGCCCAGCAGGCUCUGCCGCCGCUACCUUUCGGUCGAUACUUGGGUCCCUGCGGGCGGCGUCACAGAUUUCCGCUUGGCAGAUUAACCAACAGCAAGAGGGGCGAGUCUGUCUCCGUUCUGAGUGCGGCUUUGGGCAAGACCAGCACAACAGACCGUAGGCCCGAAUCCACCACGCCACGGUACCCUUCCCCAUCCCAGAACUUACUCUGGGGUCUGCCUGAGGCCAGCUGUGUGAAGAUGAGCAGCGCUGUCCUAGCAUGACGACCUUGGACCAUGUGAUCGCCACCCACCAGUCGGAGUGGGUCUCCUUCAGUGAGGAGCCACUCUUUCCUGUCCCUUCUGACGGGGGCACAGAAGAGCACCUCCCAGGACUGUCGUCUUCCUCAGAUCAGUCCGAGAGCUCCUCUGGGGAGAACCAAGUGGUGGAUGGAGGCUCUCAGGACCUUUCCCACUCGGAGCAGGAUGACUCCUCUGAGAAGAUGGGCCUCAUCUCUGAAGCGGCCACUCCUCCUGGGAGCCCCGAGCAGCCCCCGCCUGACCUGGCCUCGGCCAUCAGCAACUGGGUUCAAUUUGAAGAUGACACCCCCUGGGCCAGCAUAUCACCAACUCAUAAAGAAACAGGCCCACCAUUGACCAUGCCCUGCUGGAUGUGCCCUUCCUUCACCUCCCUGGGCAGAUGCCCUCCGACCUCCGAGAGCAGCUGGACCACGCAUUCUGAAGACACCAGUAGUCCUAGUUGUGGCCCCUCGUACACAGACCUGCAGGUCAUCAGCACAGAGGAGCAGAUGAGUGGCCCGGCUUCUGGGGCUGACUCGACAGACGAGAGGACGGAGUGGCAGACAGGCAGGCAGACGACGGUGAGUCCUGUUCCAGCAUGCAUGGAGCAUACCUCCACCCGCACCCACGUCCUGGACCCCUCGCCACCCUCACCCCACCCCAGGAGGAGCCAGAGCCCAGGCGAGGGUCCGGAGGGGACCUCCACUCCCAAUGACAAUUCUUCCUCACUCCAGGAAGAUGAAGAGGUAGAGAUGGAGGCCAUCAGCUGGCAGGCCAGCAGUCCAGCCAUGAAUGGACACCCUGCCACUCCAGUGACCUCUGCUCAUUUCCCUAGCUGGGUCACUUUUGAUGACAAUGAAGUCAGCUGCCCUUUGCCACCCAUCACCUCUCCCCUGAAGGCAAACACACCACCUAGUGCAUCUGUGAUCCCAGGUGUACCUUAUAACUCAACUGGGUCAUUUAAGAAGAGGGAACGCCCCAAGAGCACUUUAGUGAACUUCUCCAAAGUUCAGAAGCUGGACAUUUCCUCCUUAAACCAUCCGCCUUCCAUAACUGAAGCUCCACCAUGGAGGGCAACCAAUCCUUUCCUGAAUGAGACUCUACAGGAUGUACAACCCUCCCCUAUCAACCCUUUCAGCGCUUUCUUUGAGGAGCAGGAGAGGCGUUCCCAAAACAAUUCCAUUUCCAGCACCACAGGCAAAAGCCAAAGAGAUUCUCUCGUUGUCAUCUACCAGGAUGCCAUCAGUUUUGAUGACUCAAGCAAAAACCAGUCACACUCUGAUGCUGUUGAAAAACUCAAACAACUCCAAAUUGAUGACCCUGAUCACUUAGGUAAUGCGACACUAACUGAUGAUGACCCAGGAGGCUGGAUUGAACUAGGCGACCACCUGCCUGCUUCAGCACUGUCCCAGCCCAGGAAUGGGUGGCCAAUGAUGCUAAGGAUCCCUGAGAAGAAAAACAUCAUGUCCUCCAGGCACUGGGGACCCAUCUACAUCAAACUGACAGACAGUGGUUACCUGCAGCUGUAUUAUGAGCAGGGCCUAGAAAAACCAUUCCGUGAGUUUAAGCUGGAGAUCUGCCACGAGAUUUCUGAACCCCGACUCCAAAACUACGAUGAGAAUGGCAGGAUCCACAGCUUGCGGAUAGACCGUGUCACCUACAAGGAGAAGAAGAAAUACCAGCCCAAACCUGCUGUUGCCCACACAGCAGAGAGGGAGCAAGUGAUUAAGCUGGGCACCACCAAUUACGAUGACUUCCUGAGCUUCAUCCGUGCAGUUCAGAACCAGCUCAUGGAUCUGCCGGUGUUGUCGAUGGACUUGAGCACGGUCGGCUUGAACUACCUUGAGGAGGAGAUUACAGUGGAUGUCAGAGAUGAAUUCUCUGGCAUUGUGAGCAGAGGAGACAGCCAGAUUCUCCAGCACCACAUCUUGACACGGAUCCACAUUCUGAGUUUCCUGUCUGGGCUUGCGGAAUGCCGCUUGGGCCUCAAUGACGUCCUCAUCAAAGGGAACGAAAUCGUUUCCCGGCAAGACAUCAUGCCGACCACCACCACAAAGUGGAUCAAGCUCCAUGAGUGCCGUUUUCAUGGCUGUGUGGACGAGGAUGUAUUCAACAACUCACGGGUUAUUCUGUUCAACCCUUUGGAUGCGUGCCGCUUUGAGCUGAUGCGGUUCCGGACAGUAUUUGCUGAGAAGACCUUGCCUUUCACGCUCAGGACGGCAGCAAGCAUCAAUGGGGCAGAGGUGGAGGUGCAGAGCUGGCUAAGGAUGUCCACCGGCUUCUCCUCUAACUGUGACCCUCUCACUCAGGUUCCCUGUGAGAAUGUGAUGGUUCGCUACCCUGUGCCCAGUGAGUGGGUGAAAAACUUCCGCAGGGAAAGCGUCCUGGGAGAAAAGUCUCUGAAAGCCAAAGUGAACCGGGGGGCCAGUUUCGGCUCCACUAGUGUAUCUGGCUCUGAGCCGGUCAUGAGGGUAACUCUGGGAACUGCCAAGUAUGAACAUGCCUUUAACUCCAUUGUAUGGAGGAUAAACCGAUUGCCCGAUAAAAACUCAGCUUCUGGUCACCCGCACUGUUUCUUCUGCCACCUUGAACUUGGCUCUGACCAGGAAGUGCCUUCCAGAUUUGCCAGUCACGUGAAUGUCGAGUUCAGCAUGCCCACAACUUCUGCCUCGAAAGCUGCUGUAAGAUCCAUCUCCGUGGAAGACAAGACUGACGUCAGGAAGUGGGUCAAUUAUUCCGCACACUACAGCUACAAGGUGGAGAUUGAGCAGAAAAAGAGUUUGAAGCCAGACUUUGAAGGAGAUGAAAUGGAAACUCCCAGGGAGUGUGGGGUCCAGUGAUGAGGCCCUACUGCCGGGGCCUGACCCGAGUCCCCAUAGGAUGUCUUCCCGAAUAGCUGAAGUUCAAGUCAGUACCUGCCAUGACUCCUCCACCUUGGGAUCAGUGUACUGGACCCUCCUGUUUGUGGUUAUCUCCAUUUUAACAGGAAACCCUGAGGUGGUUGCUUUGGAGAGGCUCUGAUGUGCCUGAAGCACCUGGCUCACCUGACUUUUGGAGCUCGUUAAUUACGCCUCCUUCUCUCCGCUCUGCUUAGCUCAUAGCACUUGGGUGUGGUUUGUUGUGGUUCCCAGAGUCAGGAAAAGAGCCUCCUACUUUGGUGUUGGCAUGAUUUCCUUCUGAUGGUCUUAUGUCACUUACAUGAGUUUCUAGAAAACACAGUCUUGAGAAGUUAAUUAAUUAAGAACCCAUCUCUGUCACUCCCUUUAGAAAAGGUUCAGAAAAGGUACAAAACAAAUUUCUUCUUUGGGUCUACUAGUCCUUUCAUAGGUGUCUCCAUUCUUAAAAUAGUCACACUAUGCAGUAGCAGUUUUCGAGGCAUUUCUCUCUUGGUUCUAUAUUGUGUUGAUGGAAACACUUUUUCCAUCUCUCUAAGGUUUCAGUCACAGGGUUCACCACUCUGAGUCACAAUUGACAAAGGAAAAAAGGCACAAUAGGAUCUCUAAGAUUAGCCCCAUAUUCUGCGAAGGGUGGCUGUUGAAGGGAAAGCAAAUUUGAGUUUAUUUUUCUUCAUUCUGGAGAAAAGAGACAUUAGUGGUAAAAGUAUACUCAAUUUAGGAGAGAGCUCCGAUCUCAGUGAAUUCCCAAAUUCACAUUGAAAAAGGUAGGCCAUUUCUGAUUCCUGAAAUAAAUGGAUAUAUACCUAUAUAUCUAUGUGGAAUACCUCAGGCAUUUGUCAGGGGCAUUUAGGAGCUCUUUUUAUACCUCACAGCCAAUUGACAGUGCAUAUCUCUUUAACUCAAACUUUACAGGAAGUGUAUGCUGAAAAGAUGAUUAAAGCUGUGGCAAAGCUAAGCUUAUAUGACCUUUUCCCAGAAAUUCAGGGUUUAAUAAUUACAGUAUUGUAAUAGAUCUAAAAGGCAGAAGACUCUAGGGUAGAGAUGGGGGAAAGCCAUGUUUUUCUAACGUUGGGCACAUUGACCCCUGAUUCCAAGAGUCUGGGACAAGCACUCUACUUUCCCUUCAUCCCUUCCUGCUUACGUUCUAGACCUCUGCUUCUUAUUUGUACUUGGGUGUUUUCUACUAUACAAGGAACUACAUCAGCCAUCCCAAAGGGGACACCUGCUUAGUAAUUUAAAGGCAGCUUCUAUCUGCCUUUCUAUUUCGCCAUGUAAAUUGAAUCAGAGGACAGAAAGCACGCUUAGCAGAUUUGUAGAUGACAUAGAAAGACAUGUAUCCAGUCUAUUGACGAGCAGAUUCGGGAUUAAGUUAUUCGAUGAAUAUUCAUUGAAUUCUAACUAUGUACUGACACUAAGCUAUAGAAAUCAUUACAGUUUUUUGAAAUACGUAAGCAUAAGACUGAAACUAAAAGGAUGAAAUUGAACAGGCAUUAAUGAGAAACUACAUUCUGAGUUUUUUUUAAAAUGCAACCUUCUAAGUAGAGAGUGGUGUACGUAUGUGUGUAUUUGUGGAGGUGUGUGUUUAUAUGUGUGUGUUGAUGGGAAGGGUGAUAGAAAGUACUGGUUUCACAGAAGUUCAUGUAGAAGAAGCAUUUUCUUCGGGAAAUAGAAGUUCAAUUUUGAAUCAGGAGUAUAUUGUGGUUAUUCACAAAGGUAAUGCAUUCAAACUGUGGUAUUAGAGGUCCAGGGAGCCCUGCAUGUUGCACUGGUAAGUCUACAUCUGGAUGGAGGGUUGGGUUCCAUUCUGGGUACCAUGUGUUAAGAGAAACAUUAAUAAAUUGAUUGUGUCCAAAGGCAGGUGGCCAGAGUUGUAAAGGGUCUGAUUAAAUAAGGAACAGGGGACUAGAUCCCGUGAAGAACAGAAGGUACAGCUGGAAAGGGAGUGCAGAAAAGGAGAAAAUGGUAUGAUAGCUGCAUUGAAAUUUCUGUUGAGCUCUAAAAAGGGAGAAGAAUUAGACUUAUUCUGUGUAGCUUCAAAGGGCAAAAAUAGGAACAAAGGGGACUUUUAUAAAUGACAGAUGUUUGCUUCAAUAUAAGAAAAUGUUUUCUAAUAAGAAUUGUUUUAAAGAGGGAUAGACUCAAGCAGUAAAAUUUUCUGCUGCUGCAAAUGCCCAAACAAAGUUAAAAUAGUCAUCUAUUCCAGAUGCUGUGAUAAGGUCUCUUACAGUGGAUUUGAGCUGGAUGACUACCAAGAUCCCUUCUACAUGUAGGUUUAGUUUCAGUAGUAAUAGUACUCUGUAACUCUAGUUAUUUUUUUCUUUGAUAAGUGGUUUUUCAUGCUCUUUGAAAUACAGUGGGGUCCCCCAGAGGUCUUCAUCAAGUGAGGGCUCCAAGGCAUAGCCCAUCCCCUUUUGUACUAAAGGCAUAUGAGAUUCCUCAUUGAAACACCGAAAUGAAUUGAAGAGCUGGCAAAGCGAAGGUCAUUCUGGUACCUUUCUUAUUGAAGAUUAGCAUCUGGACAGCCUCUCAAGAUCUCUGCCUCGCCUGCUAGCAUCAUGUGUACUACUUCUUGGACACCCCUACCACUCCUCACCUGCCUCCCCCUUGGUUAACUCUCACUGUCUUCAUGCUUUCACUUGGACGUGUUUUGUUUUUUUAAAAACCAAGGGUUUGGCAUAUCCCUUUCAUGCUAUCUAUGCAUUCAGCAAGCAAAUUAUUAUUAAUCUUGAAAAACUUACCACCUUGAUCUCAUGAAAUGUGUUUUCCUUCUACUGUCUUGGAGAAACUGAUUAUUGGUAGCAUUUAGGGGUUAGAGAAUGUAACACUAUAUAUUUUCAGCCCUUAAUAGCCUACAUACAAAACACAACUGGGUAAAUUACCUUUUUCAUGUGCAGAUUCUACGUCUGUCACGCUGGAUUUUGUGUGUGUGGUCACAAAUAAUCCAUGUCUGUGUUAUCAAUAAUGUGAAAAUAUUAAAAGUUAAUUCAUUUUACCAGUGCAUAGUAUUUCUAUUAGAAAAUUAACUAGAUGUCACAUAUCAACAGCUGUAAUUUCUUUUGAGCCUAGUGGCUUACUUUGUGACUUCAUAGUAAGAAGAUUAGAAAAGUCCUCAUUAUAACAUGUCAAACAAGAGAAUAUGAGGAAUUUCGUGAGGGAUGCGUUAAAUCCCCUUUGCCACUCUUGUAAACAUUUUGCAUUUCACUUAUAUUAAAUAUUAUUCUGGACAGUGGGAUUUUUUUUGUUUGUUUGUUUUUUAUUUGGUUUUAUCACCCUUCUCUACCUUCCUGCGUUAUUGGCAGGGCUCAUAACCCUUGAGAACAUUUUUUAUGUAAAAUAUUUUUUUUUUGAAAUGAGAGGAGUUUCUAUUCAAAUCCAGUGAGUGGGUGAAGGCAGGAGUUUACUUCCCUAGAAAUUCACAUUCCCAAGAAAUGUGAUCCAUGAAGGCAAGGAAUGUAUCUUAUUUUUUGUUUCCAGUACUUAGUAAAAAGCUUGGAAUAUAAUAGGUUCAGCCACCUUAAAUCCUUGCUGGUGAGACAAAUAUAUGUUAAUGAAAUAAAGGGAAAUUACUACGUAUUCAAUACAUGUUUGCCCAAUGAAUAUUGACCCUGAAAUUCUAAGACUGUUUAACUCUUACUUAUCGUCAAAUACUUAUAUUAAAGCAAGCCAACUUGCUUUUAUUCCCUGGAAGACUUCAAAUAAUAUCUCUUUCUUUUCAUUCCUGCCUCCACUGUCAACUAAUGAUAAUUGUCAACACUUAAUGUGCAGCUGAAUUUAAACUAUAAUGUAUUUUAUUCAUGUUGAAAAAACAUUGUUGUGCCCAAAGAUACAGCAGUACAGAUGCUGUCCAUAGUCAAGAUUAUUGAUUCAGUUUUGUUCCUGCAAGUCAGAGCUGUGAGGAGUCUGAGCCUUGCCCAUUGGAUGUUCAGUGGGAGAAGAAAGCAUUUGGUGGAGAGCACAGCCAGUCUUGGUAUGCUAGGUCUUUUUUUUUUUGCCACAAUAGUAACCACUGACCAAUGUUACUGUGUAUUUCUUUUGUCACCACAGUAAGAUGGAGGUCUGAGAUAAGGCUAAAACUCGUAAAAUGAAAUCAUGAUUUCAGAGCUGCUUUUAAGUCACAGAAUAAGUUUAGUGGUGGGAAGGCAGAGAAUGAUCUGAAUUUUGUUCUUAAAAGCCUCGGGAAUAUUAAAUUGAUUUGAGUAGGAAGCACUGCCAUCUAGCCUACUUUUAGAAAUUCUCCCCGUUGGGAAUGGUAACCUUAGCUCUUCUACAAAGGAUGGUGAUAAGUUAGUCCUAGCAGAUCUACAGUUUAGAUUAUAUUAAGAAUGCAAUUUAAGAGAAAAUUGAAACAAAACUGACCAAAAACAGUAUUGAAUCCACAGAAAAUAUCAUCUAGAAAACAAAUCAUCUCUGACACUUCACUACCAAGUUCCAUCUAAACCAUGACAGCUCUUUAUAUAAAAUUAGUCAUGGCAUUCUCACCAAGUUCCAACAAUGUUUUCAUUCCCCCCACCCCACCUUUGUUCCACCUCCCCUCCCCCCACUCUGGUUCAAGCCAUUGUUUCUCAGUCUAGUUGUGUAGGACACAGCUCCCUGGCCCAUGCUGGUAUUGUAAGCCUUGCACUCCCGCCAGUCAGCUGCUCACGGCAGCUCAUGGCAGCCCAGCUCCAGAGAGAGCUGUGUUCACAAUCUUAGCUGUAGAGGGUGCAGCUCACUGGCCCAUGUGGGAAUCGAACCAAUGACCUCAGCGUUAGGAGCAUGGUGCUCCAACCCCCGGAGCCACCGGGUAGGCCCCCUAACAAUGUUUUCUACACAUUACCAAUGUCUAGGCACCAGUUCCGACAAAUCACCAUUUCUUCACCAUUUCUUAAUUAUUCUCUUUGUAAAUGAAACUUGCUUUGGAUUUUCUGACUCAUAUUUAUGUAUUUAAGGAAUUACAAGUGAACAAGGUGUAUAAGACAGUUAUAAAUGUAGAAAAUAAAUGUGUGUAUCAGUAAUAUUUUCCCAUUUGUUAGCUAAAGCAGGAAUAUGGAAUUUCUACAUAUCUUCUAGGGUGCCUUAGCAAUUCUGACCGGGAGUCAGAAUUUGAAGGGGAAAAAAUUUAUCUCUGAACUUGCAAUUCCAGAGCUGUAAAGAAAUCAUUCAUACAUAGUAAUAUGCUUGGUAGUGACUGGAAAGAAGCUGAUAGCAAUUGUAUGUAAUGAAAAGCUAUAAAAGAACAGACUCAAAAAAUAGAAUUCCAAUAUGCAAAAAUAUUCAUAUUGAAUAUAAAUGAGAUUAUAGGGAGAUGACAGAGACAGCACUAGCCAUCAAACCUCAAAAUGCUUGAACUAGAGGCCAUCCCUUAAAAGUAAGGAGUUCUAGGAAAAAUAAAAGAUUGCAUAGCAGAGAUAAACAAUGGUUAAUUAAUUCAACAAGUACUUAUGAAGUGUCUACUCUGGUCAAGGUGCUACGCUAGCAGCCAGAUUCUCAAAGGGGAGCUAAGAGCAAAGGACACUGAGGGUUGUUGGGAUAAAAUUGGGGUUUCUGUGAAUCUUUAAAGGACAUAAUCAUGGAUACAAUCACGAUUUAAGUGACUUGCUGUUUUCCCAAUUGGGCUUCAGUAACUGCAGCUAAAAAAGUGAGGAAGUUGGACUAAUUGUUCCCUUAGGUCAGGGGUGUCCAAACUUUUUCCAACGGUUUUCAC